Molecule: messenger RNA, 1014 nt
Organism: Cornus florida
Lineage: Eukaryota; Viridiplantae; Streptophyta; Magnoliopsida; Cornales; Cornaceae
Product: protein SOB FIVE-LIKE 5-like
Exons: 4
Coding region: 11-685 (224 amino acids)
Biological process (GO): cytokinin biosynthetic process
Source: RefSeq, a predicted model, not a curated record
AUAUGCAUGUAUGUGUGUGUACUUUGUAUCAAUAUAUUCAACUCCUUUGUUGAUAAUUAAGAAGAAAAACCCACUUUUUUUCUUCCCAAUUUCACUCACAAUGAAUGGUACAGUGUUGGAUUCAGAAUGCAAUAGUGGGUGUGAGUCUGGUUGGACUCUGUAUUUGGAACACUCUUUUCUUUCUUCACAUAAAGCGAAUAAUGGAUCAUAUGUUAAUCAUGAAGAAAAGAAAGCAGCAAAAGAUGAGGAGGAUGAGGAAGAGGACUUGUCUAUGGUGUCUGAUGCAUCUUCUGGUCCUCCACAUUUUCAUGAAGAGGGAGAUUAUGGGAGUUACUAUAAUGGGUGUUUUAAUUAUAAUGCACCCAUUGAUCAUGUCACGUUGCCAAAGAAUAGUGGAAGAAUUAGGCAGAAAAUAGUCAAAGAAGAUCGGCGUCGAAAGGCUCAUGAUCAAGAACAGCCUUCUUUCCUCGAUGACACUGCUAGUUCUCCCAUCUUCAACUUGUCCAAUAACAAUUUCACACUCAACAACAAUCAAGCUCCAAUGGAGAAUAUCUUGGAGUUCUCACAAGGUCACUCUGCAACUCAUUUUGAGGGUAGAUCUGCAUUCCAAGGUCAUUUUGGAUUCUUCCAGUCUGGAAACCAACAGCAGCAAAACCAAUGGUUUGAAGGGAAGAGGUGGGGAUGAGGUUGAGGUUAAUUGUAUCCAACAGUACUGCUUUGCUGCUGCUGCUGCUGUUGUACAAGUUGCUUAGAGAGAGAAUAGGAGGAGGUAGUAGGAGGGUUAAUGUCAAAUCAAAAGGAAUUGAAUCUCAAAAAAUAUUUUGCUCCUUUUCUUUUUAUUUUUAUUUCCUGUCAAUGAAGUGGGAAACAACCAGAGAGCAAAAGUGGGAAAUAAAUUUCCUGUUUUUUUUUUUUUUUCAGAAUUUAAAUCCUUUGUCAAUGAACAGUGGUUACAUAUGAGCUGUGAAUCUUUUGGGCAGUCUCUGUGCAACCAUGCCCAACCCUUGUUAUUCA